Messenger RNA from Dunckerocampus dactyliophorus (ringed pipefish), 4296 nucleotides. RefSeq names its product solute carrier family 40 member 1 (gene slc40a1). The record is from RefSeq and is a predicted model, not a curated record. The transcript has 8 exons. Gene Ontology annotation, molecular function: iron ion transmembrane transporter activity; peptide hormone binding. Bases 162 to 1880 code for a protein of 572 amino acids. Gene Ontology annotation, cellular component: basolateral plasma membrane. Gene Ontology annotation, biological process: iron ion transmembrane transport. NCBI's taxonomy places the organism in Eukaryota, Metazoa, Chordata, Actinopteri, Syngnathiformes, Syngnathidae.
UAUUUCUUUCCAACUUCAGCUACAGUGAUAGCUAAGUUUGGAGGGGAGGAAGAGGGAGAUACGCGGCAUUUUUGUUCUUUUUUGACGCAGUUAGAUGAAGAAAUAGUCAUCAAGCAAAUACAGUUUGAAGCGCAUACGCCAGGUCUACUUUCAGCUUUAAAAUGGAAAACUCUGCACCCAAGAAGACAUGUUGUGAAUCUAUUCGAGAUUUCUUCACCUCAGCAAAAUUCCUUAUCUAUAUGGGACAUGCCCUGUCAACGUGGGGCGAUCGAAUGUGGAACUUUGCUGUGGCUGUGUUCCUGGUAGAGCUGUAUGGGAACAGCCUCUUGCUCACAGCGGUGUACGGGCUGGUGGUGGCCGGCUCUGUGCUGCUGCUGGGGGCCAUCAUUGGGGACUGGGUGGACAGGAACCCCAGACUCAAAGUGGCCCAGACUUCUUUGGUCGUCCAGAACAGUUGCGUCAUCGCGUGCGGGAUUCUCCUUAUGGUGGUUUUCCAAUUCAAAGAACAGCUCGCGGAGGUUUACAAUGGAUGGAUCCUGACCACCUGCUACAUUCUGGUGAUCAGCAUUGCCAACAUGGCCAACCUUGCCAGCACAGCUACAUCCAUCACCAUCCAGAGGGACUGGGUGGUUGUUGUUGCGGGUCAGGACAGCAGCAAGUUGGCAGACAUGAAUGCCACCGUGCGGAUUAUUGACCAGCUGACCAACAUCCUGGCUCCUAUGCUUGUGGGCCAGAUAAUGUCCUUUGGCUCCCACUUCAUUGGCUGUGGCUUCAUCUCAGGAUGGAACCUGUGCUCCAUGUGUGUGGAGUACAUGCUGUUGUGGAAGGUCUAUCAGAAGACGCCGGCAUUGGCUGUGAAAGCUGGUCAAAAGGAACAGCAUGAAGAGCAGGAGCUCAAACAGCUCAGCCCUUUGAAAGAAUCAGAGAACAGCCAAAGUCCUGAGGAGUCAUCUCAGCCACUAAUGAAUGAAACCUCAGUGGUGGUCAAGCUGGACUCCCCUAAACAACGAGACUGUUGCGAUCAGGUGGCCGAACCCGUACGCACCUUCAAGGCUGGCUGGGUGGCCUAUUACAACCAGAACAUUUUCUUUGCUGGCAUGUCCCUGGCGUUUCUCUACAUGACAGUACUAGGAUUUGACUGCAUCACCACAGGCUACGCCUACACACAGGGCCUCAACGGCUCUGUCCUCAGUCUACUGAUGGGAGCCUCUGCGGUGUCGGGCAUUUGUGGCACCGUUGCCUUCACAUGGGUUCGCAAGAAGUGUGGCUUGAUCCGCACUGGCUUCAUCUCCGGCGUAGCCCAGCUGUCUUGUCUUAUGCUGUGCGUUGUCUCUGUCUUUGCUCCCGGGAGCCCCUUAGACCUCAGCGUCUCCCCCUUCCAGGACAUUUACACCCACUUAAUUGGACAGCAGAUGCUUCCUGAGGCCGGCAACAGUUUCACUAGUGCCCUUACUGGCGAGAACACUACUACUACCACCAGUGCACCAGCUGAAGAUCUGCCAACGGUGAAGACCUACAUGUCUGUUGGCUUGCUGUUUGCUGGUGUCAUUGCUGCGAGGGUUGGCCUGUGGUCCUUUGAUCUGACGGUGACGCAGCUCAUCCAGGAGAAUGUGAUCGAGUCAGAGCGAGGUGUGAUCAACGGUGUCCAGAACUCCAUGAAUUACCUCUUAGACCUGCUGCACUUCAUCAUGGUGAUCCUGGCACCAAACCCGGAGGCAUUUGGUCUGCUGGUCAUCAUCUCUGUGUCCUUCGUGACCAUGGGUCACAUCAUGUACUUCCGAUUUGCCUUCAAGAGUCUGGGUAGUCGUCUGUUCCUCUGCUGCUCGCCGGAGCAGAAGGUGGAGACGGACGACAUCCAUUCACCUCCUACCACGGUCUAAUGUGGCUGUCCUUAGUAUAUCUUUCUCUACUCUAGCCUUACAGUGCUGACACUUGACUAACAUCUCCACAUGUAGCCGAUUGAGUGAUUGUCUUAACAUGAGAAAGCUUCCUUCCAGUUGUGUGUUAAAAGGAAGCUUUACUUGCAGCAGGAGCACAAGUGAGAGUUUUACAAGUUUAGAUUAGGCAGAUUUUUGGGUAAACGGCAAGGGAUGCUCGUCUGGCUGCAUCACAGUGUGAUGUAAAAGUUCUUGUACCAUCAGAAGGAUUAAAUAAGUGCAGACGGUAUGCUUCUCAUUAGCAGCCGCAUCACACAUUUGAAAUACAUGCAGCGUUGCAGUGACUUCAUUGGUGCUUGAGUGUAGAGCCAUAUGUGUGUUAGCUCACACACGACAAACAGGUUGGGAGUUUUUUUAUUUUUAUUUUAACCAAACAACACAGGGAUCUCGUCUUUUUUUGUGUGGUUCUCAAAGGUUGAAAUGGACUGUAUUCAGGAAAUGCAGGUUGUGUCUUUUUGAUGAAUGUGUCAUCAUUCUUGGUAUGCAACCACUUCAUUUACUCUCAGUUGCCAAAGUCUUGGUUCAUAUGUGGUCUAAAAGGAUACGAGGGAAUCCAUGAUCCAGUUUGAAUCUCUCCAAAUAUCUGUUUUGCAUCAUCAAGGAUUCCGUAUAUAUUGUCCUACCGACUGUUAUUGUACCCAAUGCUUGUUUUGCUUGUUAAUGUCCUCAUAUAGCCCCCUCUGAUGUGUUGUAGUUCUCUAGGAUUUUUCCAGUUGAUUUUUACGCCAGCACUUUAAGUGAUUGACAUCCGUCAUUAGGCCCCCGCCUGAUGUCUGAUCUGAUAGUUGAUCAUUUGUUUUGCACAAGUCCGAAAUCCAGAUUCCUUACCAAGAGGUGGGGUGUGGCCUGAAAACGCACUCGUAGCUGUACAGUUGAUACCCGCAUAGUCAUAACCCCGCCCCCAUUUUGUGCUUAUAAUCUCCGGAACGAGGCCGUUUAUUGGAAGAAUCCCCAUUUGCCCAACAUUGCGCAGAAAGUAGCUGGAGGCAAACUUCCACUUGCUUGAGGUGCUUUUUAUAUGCUGUGAAUGAUCUUGAUACUUCCAUUCUUACUCACACGUCACAAACCAACAGCAGCUUAACCCAAAUGGCUACCUCGCUCACGGUGCAACCAAAAACCCCACGUGGAACAUGCAAUGCACCUACGGACUAUGCAGGCAUCGAAAUGGACGAUUACCUACUGAUACACGUGCAAAACAAUACUGUUGUAAACAAAUUUACAAGCUGCAAGGCAUGCUGGGAAGCCCACACACACACACACACACACACACUUCAACAGGAAGUUACCCAGCAUGGCUUGGGGGUUAUAAUUUGUGUAAAUAGUAUUCAUCUACAUGUAUAUUAGUGUGUAAGCAUUUAUUUCAGUACUCGCGUAGUCCAUGGGGUGCAGUCACAUCAUGUGUUCCACGUGUUGCGUGUGCUAUUGUACAUCGUGAGCGAGGGGGGGAUGUUUAGUUUGAUGAGUUAAUGUCAAAAUAAACUUUUUUUUUAAUGGAAAUUUCAAUGACUUGCCAUUCGUGGGUGGUCCUGGACCGUAGCCCCUACGAAAACCGGGAAUCUACUUGUUCAGUAACUCCCUGUGAGGUAGGAAGUCUGACUGCGGGCAGGCCAAGUUUACCUUGGCAAUUCCCAGUUUGGUUCUGAAGGUGGGAUAAUAGCCUGCGUAGCCUUAAAAUGGUAAGGUGUACCUCAAUGUUUGCAUAUGUUCCAGGGUUGUUACAGAUUCAGUCAAGGGGUAAGUGAAAAACGUAAUGAGUAUCUUAUAUCGAAUAACUGCAGAAGUCAUGAUGUCUUUCCCGUCACGCAGAGUUGAGCCACAUGGAUUAGUCCACAAAGGCUCUUUAGGCCUUACUCGAGUCUCGCUCUGGUGAUCAAAAAGUGGCUGCACCCCACCCAGGAAAUGAUUUCGGUUAUGGUGCAGACACUUGUAUUGGACAUAGAGAUAUCACACUACACGUUGGAGCGCGGUGGGCUAGGGCUGUACUUGCACCAGUGCUACCGUCUCUUGAAAAUGGAGCUCGGUUAUCAUUUUCUAAAAUCAGGAAGAGUUCAAAAGGCCAUAAACUAUUUUAAGUGUAAACAAAUACAGACAAUUGUAUAAAUCAAAUUGGGAAAAACAUGUGGGUAUUGUCUUUUUUUUUAAUGUUUUUUUAUAUACCUUGUGUUAUCUUUUUGUGUGAUAUAAUCAAUUAUACUACAUUACAUGAAAGUAAAUUUAUCUGUAUACAUAAUGUGUAUUUGUUUUUUUUUGGCAAAAAGAUUAAUCAGAAGUUCAUUUUGUAUGUGUCACUCCAUAGAAUACAGAUUGACACCAACGUUUAUAAUGCAUGAGGUGUCUUAAAUAAACAACCUGCAGUAUU